Cyclocybe aegerita is the source of this 885-nucleotide messenger RNA. Lineage: Eukaryota; Fungi; Basidiomycota; Agaricomycetes; Agaricales; Hemipholiotaceae. The record is from the annotation of a GenBank genome assembly.
AUGUCCCACUCACCCCGUCUCAAUCUCGCAGUUAGAGACCGUUUUCUGAAAUGGACGAUUACGGCAAAGAUCUUCAACAUUCUUGACACAUAUCUGCGACCGUCCUCCACCAUCGCACCGAUCGAUGCUGCUCAAGAGAUAAACCAACUUUUCCCGCUCAAUCGGCCCACAGAGGGAGAGGAGCCUAACGAAGAGCCUAUUAGCUUCCUGUGGGAGAUGUGGGAACUGGUCCUAGAUGUCGUGUCACAACUGCCCUGGGACCAUCCAUCGCAGGAAAGAUCAAUUGACCUACUCAAGGCGCUGCGCUCUUUGCCUGAUCCUGUGAUGGUCGAUAUGCCAGGGUUCGGUGAAAUGAGAGUGUGGGCUGACCUCCCGAUAUUACAUCCCGUGCUGAACGAAGUUUAUUAUGGAAUCGACGCACCAGAAUUCAAAGAAGAAGAGAAAUUCCGGAGCCACAAUUACAACACGUUCUGUGCACGUAUGAUGCGCGACUCCAUCCGUAAUCGCACAACAUACGCUAUCUGCACCAUGCGCGACGCGCUCGAAGUUGAACCGGACUAUCGCGCUCGCGCCUACCAUACCCAGGGCCCACAGCUCAACACGUUCGUGCCAAUAGCGGCAACGUGGAUCAUGUUGGCUGGGAACUACCUUUUCCACUGCAGCCAAGAUUCGGGGCAAGGUGCGGAAGCGGACAGUCAGAGUAUUGCUGGAGGGAGAGGCUGGAAAGGCGCGAAUGGGUAUUCGUUGGACCGCUGGAGAUUCUGGAAAAGAAGGUUCAGUGAACUGAAGGAACAAGAUCAAGCAAGCGAAGAAACAAGGGAAUUUGCGAGGAAGGCAGAGGAUAGGAUGAAUAAGGUAGAGGCUAACGAUGUUGGAAGUUCCUGA